Falco peregrinus (peregrine falcon) is the source of this 914-nucleotide messenger RNA. RefSeq names its product cilia and flagella associated protein 77 (gene CFAP77). Lineage: Eukaryota; Metazoa; Chordata; Aves; Falconiformes; Falconidae. The record is from RefSeq and is a predicted model, not a curated record. The transcript has 6 exons. The coding region runs from base 69 to 791 and encodes 240 amino acids.
ACCGCCACCCCGGCGCUCACGGGUGGGAGCUGCAGCUCCGUGGCCCCGGCUCCCCUCAGCGCGGCGACAUGGCGGGCGGCGGAGCGGCAUCCCCGCGGCGGCCGCUGACCCUGGCCGAGGUGGAGCCGGGCAGCGAGAACGAGCGGCUGGGGGUGGCCCGAGACAGCAUGUUGUGCAACCCGCGCAUACUCAAGGCAGAAUUGGGGAAGCCCCAGAGAAACUGCUACACCCUGCCAGGCUUUGAUUUUUCAUAUGGGAUGCACACCCACAGAACAGAUGGAGGAGUCCCUGAAGCAAUAGGCCACUGGAACACAGUAAAGCCCAGGACUUCCUUACUCCAGAAGAUGCCCCGGGACUUCAUCACCAUGAACCGUGGUGCUCUGAAGGCUGGUUACACCACAGCCCAUGAAUUUAAUUUGUACUACAAGGCCAAGGACAUUCGACUCAAAGAUGACAAACCCAGUCGCUUCAAGAAAUGUCCUCCUGAAGUACCUGCAGACUUCACUUAUGGCAUCACAGCACGGCCUUCCACUCCCUUUUUUGACCUCCUCCAACACAGAUACAAGGAGCUGUGGAUGGAGCAGCAGAGAGCCCUGACAGCAGCCCAGCGAGUUCAAGAGAAAAAGAAAAACAAAGUACGUGAAACUCGCACCACAUUUCUGCGAAAACACCCGCUGCCUGCAAAGAAAGAGUCCUUCUGGCACCUGCCCCAAUUUGAGAAGGUUGGGCCUCAUCUCAGUACUUUUCCAGACCGUGACGCUCAUAAAAAGGCGUCCAGUGCCUCCCAUUGAGAGCUGCCUGCCAGAUGUGAUCCCCUUCCCCAGAGCACCCACACACCGAGGACCACAGCACUGUGCUGGGCACCACCGCCCUUAGACCCUGUGCCAGCCAUAGGCUUUCUCUCCGGUUUUAAA